Penicillium antarcticum is the source of this 888-nucleotide messenger RNA. RefSeq lists its product as uncharacterized. NCBI's taxonomy places the organism in Eukaryota, Fungi, Ascomycota, Eurotiomycetes, Eurotiales, Aspergillaceae. Gene Ontology annotation, molecular function: oxidoreductase activity. The record is from RefSeq and is a predicted model, not a curated record. The coding region runs from base 1 to 888 and encodes 295 amino acids. The transcript has a single exon.
AUGACGACAGGAGCCUUCAACUAUAUCGACCCGUCAUCAUUCGACCCAACUGCCACAGAGGCAUUCAAAAAGCCCUGGAGCAAAGUCGACGGGCCGGGGCAAUCCUUCAAGCUCUCCAACCACCAGCGCUCUGUGGAGAGUAUCCGAGGGCAUGAGUCUGAAUUCUCCACAGACAACGCCGGGUUCGCCGUGUACAACGAACUAGCCAAAGAAACGGCCUUUACAGACGACGCAGAAGUGAAGAAGGGCUACUAUAACGAAGUAGAAGAUCUCCUCCGAAAGAAGCUCCCGGGCGUGAAAAAGGUCGUCAUCUUCGACCAUACCGUCAGACGCCGAACACCCGGCUCAGCACGUGCCCCAGUCCAGCAGGUCCACGUCGAUCAAACUCCCGGCGCUGCAGAAGCGCGUGUGCGUCGCCAUGUUCCAGAAGACGAAGCGGAAGAUCUAUUGAAUGGUCGGUAUCAGAUUAUCAAUGUGUGGCGACCGAUCGAAAACCCGGCAUCCGAUUUCCCACUCGCUGUCAUCGAUUGGCGGAGUACGAAGCCUUCUGAUUAUGUCAAAGUCGACCUCUUAUAUCCCAAGGACCAAGGAUCCGGGGAGGUGGCGCCUAAUCCUGAUUCGGCAUUUUCAACAGAUGGAUACGAAGUCAAGGGGGAGACGUAUAGUAUUGCUCCGAAUGAGAACCAUCGAUUCUUCUACGCUAAGGAUAUGACUCCUGAGGAGGUUAUGUUGAUCAAGUGCUUUGAUUCUCGAAGUCAUACUAUGACUGGUGGACAGACGGAUAUCGCUCAUGCUACUUGCCAUACUGCGUUUGUUGAUCCGCAGACCCCUGCUGAUGCUCCUGCUCGGCAGAGCAUUGAGGUUAGAUGCUUAGUUUUUUAUGAGUAG